AAAGAACAAUCCCUGCUCAUUUUCCACCCUCCCCCUCGUAGGGAAAGGAGGGAAAUGCUCCGGGCUUAACRCUCCUCUCUGAAUUGCAGCUCUCUGCUAUGGACAGUGCCAUCACCCUGUGGCAGUUCCUCCUCCAGCUGCUCCAAGAGCCCCAGAACAAGAAUAUCAUCUGCUGGACCUCCAACGACGGCGAGUUCAAGCUGCUGCAGGCAGAAGAGGUGGCCAGGCUCUGGGGGAUCCGCAAGAACAAGCCCAGCAUGAACUAUGAUAAACUCAGCCGGGCGCUGCGCUAUUACUACGUGAAGAACAUCAUUAAGAAGGUGAACGGGAAGAAGUUUGUGUACAAGUUCGUGUCGUACCCGGAGAUCCUCAACAUGGACCCGCUGGUCGUGGGCAGGAUGGAGGGAGAUCCCGAAAUUCCCGGCUUUGGGGACGUCACCGGCGCUUCCAAGGACACGGAAAACUGCGGGAAGGAGAAAUCGCAGACGUGCCCGAAAUCCUCCAGCCGCAACGACUACAUCCACUCAGGCCUGUACUCCUCGUUCACCCUCAACUCCCUCAACUCCUCCAGCGUGAAGCUCUUCAGGUCCAUCAAGAUUGAGAACCCGGCUGAGAAGCUGGCGGAGAARAAACCUCAGGAGCCCACCCCGUCCGUCAUCAAGUUUGUCACCAUGCCCUCCAAAAAGCCGCCCUCGGCCCCGCUGGUCUCCACCACGGCGGCGGUGGCCGUCACCUCCGUGGCUUCCUCCGCGCCCGCCGCCUCCUCCUCGCUGCCCCUGGCGUCCGAGGACACCCUGCAGACCCUGGAGACGCUGGUCCUGCCCAAAAUGCCCGUCCCCGAAGCUCCUCCGGCGCCUCUGGCCAACCUGAGCGCCRGCUUCGCCCCGACCCCGCCCAUGGCGUCGGUGUCACCCGCCCUGCAGGUGCCCUCCACGCCGCCCUCGCCGCCGCUGAGCUCCAACCCCGAGCUGGACAUUGACACGGACAUGGAGUCGGUGGCCUCGCAGCAGCUGGAGCAGGCGCAGAGCCUGCAGCAGCAGCAGCAGCAGCAGCAAUCCCCCGAGCACAAGGAGCAGGAUUCGGCUGGGCUGGAGAAGGAGUUCGCCAAUCACCUGUCCAGGUCCAAAAAACCCAAAGGGCUGGAGCUGGCCCCAACUCUGGUCAUCACGGGCAGCGACCCGAGCCCUCUGGGCAUCCUGAGCCCUUCCCUCCCCACUGCUUCUCUGACUCCAGCACUUUUCUCUCAGACUCCCAUCCUGCUGACUCCCAGCCCUCUGCUCUCCAGCAUCCACUUCUGGAGCACCCUGAGCCCCGUGGCUCCUCUCAGCCCCGCCAGGUUGCAAGGUGCCAACACCCUCUUCCAGUUUCCAUCAGUUCUCAACAGCCACGGCCCCUUUACCCUGUCUGGACUGGACGGCCCCUCCACCCCCGGCCCCUUCUCCCCGGAUCUGCAGAAGACAUAGCACACGGAAUUCCUGAAAAAGGACACAAAARUGGCAAAACGAGGCAAGGAUGGGACAACAUUUCUGCUGAACCACCUUUUCUAAAGCAGAAUCUCUCUGAUACCACAGAGAUUCUCAACCGUCGCAGUCGUUGCCGUUCCCGAAUCAAAAAAAUGCCUUUUUUUUGCAAAAAUUCCCCCAUUUUUUUGAAAGAACCCAGGUCGGGAAUGUAUAUGCAAACGCCUUAAUAGGAGCUGCAGCUCCGGUCUCUUCUCUUCCCACCUUGGUUUGGAAGAUUUUCCCUACGCCCAAAAGGAAUUUUAAGGAGUUUUAAGGAAUUUUAAGGAGUUUUAAGGAAUUUUAAGGAAUUUUUGGGUGGCGUUGCAGCAGCUGAGUCCGCGGCGAGCGGUGACAGAGGAAGCUUUUCUCUGUCUGUGACUCUUAGAAAAAAAAAAACCAAACAAAACCAAACCAAACCCUCUUCUGCUUCCUGUGCUGGGCCAGGAGAAGCCUGAAUCCUGAUGGAAGCUGGCAUUCCAGGAAAUGCUCGGGAAUGGGAACAGGAAUAGGAAUGGGAAUGGGGUUUGUGCUCUCAGCUCUGCCCCAAGGAACUUGACAAAAGCAGCCGGGGCUUUUUCUGCUGGCCUUGUCUUUUAUUUUUUUGUGCAGGGAGAAAUUUUAUUCAAGGAUUUAUUCCGUGCUCGUGUCCGGGACGAUUUUGGAGCGGAGAAGAGGUGGGGCUGGAUUUGGGAUUUUGGAUAUUUCCCUGCCCUCCUUCCCUCCCUGUGAAGGGUGGGAUGAGCUCUUUUCGCUCCUCACCGAGUUUCAAUGCUGGAGUCCAAACAUUUCUUGUGCCAGGGACUUAUCCCAGAGCCUGGGAGCUCCCUGCUGGAUGAGCAGGAUUGGGAGGAUUUUUCUUGGGGUUUUGGSGGGAGGUUGCUGCCUGACCCGGAAUUGCAGAACCCACAGGGUGAGAGCAGCAACAUUAACAUUGCUCCUCUCUCCCCACAGCUCUGGAAAAGCUGGAAAAGCAUUYCUGCUUUUCCCCACRUGGAGAAGCUUCUCUUUUGCCAGCUUUAUCCCAAAUUUUGGCMUGGAGCUGUUGCUUAUUUUUAUUUUUGAAAGGGGCACUGACCCCAAAUCAGGCUGAGGGGUCCCACAGGGCAUGGAAAACUGCUCUGAACCUUUCUGGAAUAAAUGCAGGAUCGCUUUCCAGAGCCAUUGGAGACCAGAUGGAAUUUGCAGGUGGAUUUUUACACCUCAGGAGGCCUUUUUUAAAGAAAACUUGAGGGGUUAAAGGAGCGAGAGCUUCUCCUUGCUCUGGCUGUGGUGGUCUCUGGGUUUAUGGGUAUCUGACGUCAGGCAGCAACUUCUGGGUCGGAAUUGGGGAAUGUCAGAGCAUCUCCUCCAUGAAAUAGUCCCAGAAAACAGCCGGAGACAUCUCUUUCCUUCAGCAUCCUCGGAGCUGCCGCCAGCAGAGGAAGAUUUGCACCUCUCCGGCGCGAGGAGCUGACAGAGUUUGCUGUAAAUACCGCRAUUUUCCACGGACCAGUGGCGAAUUUGAGCUUUUCCAGAG
Messenger RNA from Malurus melanocephalus (red-backed fairy wren), 3018 nucleotides. It is a transcript of the gene ELK4, whose product is annotated as ETS transcription factor ELK4. Gene Ontology annotation, cellular component: nucleus. The transcript has 4 exons. Lineage: Eukaryota; Metazoa; Chordata; Aves; Passeriformes; Maluridae. The record is from RefSeq and is a predicted model, not a curated record. Gene Ontology annotation, biological process: cell differentiation; regulation of transcription by RNA polymerase II. Gene Ontology annotation, molecular function: sequence-specific DNA binding; DNA-binding transcription factor activity, RNA polymerase II-specific. Bases 99 to 1463 code for a protein of 454 amino acids.